Messenger RNA from Photinus pyralis (common eastern firefly), 1817 nucleotides. RefSeq lists its product as uncharacterized. Bases 395 to 1804 code for a protein of 469 amino acids. Lineage: Eukaryota; Metazoa; Arthropoda; Insecta; Coleoptera; Lampyridae. The transcript is spliced from 3 exons. The record is from RefSeq and is a predicted model, not a curated record.
GUCGCCCAUUCGCCGUCGGGACAAUUGGUCUUAACCAAAUUCGUCGUUAGCACAAUUCGCCAUGGCCAAUUCGCCGUCGCCGAUUAGAAUAUUGUGUAUUAGCCAUUUGUGAAAUGCGUCGUAGGCCGGAUUCGCAGUACUGUAUACCUUUUAUUGUUCUAUUAUAUUUCAAGAAUGUUAAUGAGGGUGUCCUUUGGUCUAGCGCAAUUAACCAUAAACAGAUUUUGUAUGAAUGAACAACUUGUAUUAUUAUCCUAAUCUCCCUGUCAUUAGCGUAAAUCUGGUUUAUUGUUCCAUUCAACUAUUCUUAUAUCGGUAUAAAUAUACAAAAAUAUGUAGGUAAGUAAAAUUCAGUAUCUAUCUAUAGUGGCUGUAAGUAGGCAGGAAUUAAAGAAUGGACGUGGAAAUUUUAUCUGAAAAAGGGAAACAGAAAUUUACGGAAAAUGGAUUUAUUUAUGUCUUUGAUACAUUUAGUAAAAGUGACAACAGUAUAAAGUUUUGGAGAUGCGAGAAGAGAAAAGAGUGUAAAGCGCGAGUCCAUACCAGAAACGGAGAAGUUCUUAAGAAAAUUAACGACCAUUGUCAUGAUUCUUCAGCGGUUAGCGUGGAAGUGGCACAAGUCGUCACUAAAGUGAAAAAACGUGCUGUGGAGACAAUUGAAGGGACGAUUCAGGUGAUUAAUGAGUGUAUGGUUAAUACAACGCAAGCUGCUCAAGCUGUUCUUCCAAAUACUUGUAGUUUAAGGAAAUUAGUAAGACGUAAACGUAAUGAAGUUAACGCUGCACCACCAAAUCCUUUGACUCUAGCAGAUUUAUUAUUACCAGAUGAUUACAAAACGUACAAACUACGAGUCAAUGUUACGGAAAACUUUCUUUUGGCAGACAACCAAGAUGGAGCAGAAAGAAUUUUAAUUUUUGGAAGGCAGACCUGGCUUCCAUAUUUAGAAACUUCCUCAGUAUGGUACGCAGAUGGAACAUUUUCUAUAGCUCCUCCCUUAUUUUCACAAGUGUACACUUUGAUGGGAGUCAUAAAUAAUGGUGUCCAUCCAAUAUGCUAUGCGUUGUUACCCAACAAAAUGCGAGGAACUUACCAGCGGAUGUUCGAGUUAUUGAAAGAGUUGCUUCCGAAUUUAAACCCUUUAGCAAUCAAUUGCGAUUUUGAGCAUGCUGCAUUUACCGCCAUGAAAACAUCAUUCCCAAACGUAAAUAUUUACGGAUGUUUUUUUCAUAUGGCUCAAAAUAUGAAAAAAAAAUUGGGGGAAAUGGGAGUGACACGGGAAUACAAUAAUGAUCCGCAAUUUGCACUGAAUGCCAGAAUGGUGACGUCAUUAGCCUUUGUACCCCCCGCACGUUUGGAUGACGCAAUUGAAGUGGUGUCAAACGCAUUACCAGGAAACCUUCAACCGCUUCUCGAUUGGUUUGAAGAUAGUUAUGUUGGGCGUAUGAACAGACGUGGUAAUGGUAGACGACAACCUUUGUUCCCAAUCGAGAUGUGGAAUCUUUACCAGCGCACAUUAAAUGGGCAGGAUAGAACCAACAACCACGCUGAAGCCGCUCACCGAAGGCUCAAGUCGGAAGUAGGAAUGGUUCAUCCAUCAAUAUGGAAAUUUAUAGACGCUUUGCGCAAAGUGCAAAAAGGACGGGAUGCAUACUAUGAGCAAUUAGUUGCUGGUAAUGCACCACCCUUAAAGUUGAGGAAAUAUAGAAAUGCUGAUGCUCGUAUUUUGAAUUUAGUUACAAAUUUUAAUGACGACAGUAAUAUUUUGGAAUAUCUUAGAGGAUUAGCGCACAAUUAUCAUAUGUAGCGAAAUUCGUAAU